Molecule: messenger RNA, 1761 nt
Organism: Oenanthe melanoleuca
Lineage: Eukaryota; Metazoa; Chordata; Aves; Passeriformes; Muscicapidae
Gene: LTAP1
Product: chromosome 25 C1orf43 homolog
Exons: 7
Coding region: 156-914 (252 amino acids)
Biological process (GO): phagocytosis
Source: RefSeq, a predicted model, not a curated record
CGCGGGGCGGGGCUGCCCGCGCCGAGCACGUGACGUACGCGGGGGCGCUGCGGCGGCCCCGUACGGAUCACGUGAUCGGGCUCCGCCGGUCACGUGGUGCGGGCGCAGGGCGGCUUUGUGGCCGCCAUGUUGUGCGGCCCCGCUCCGGGCCGGGCAUGGCGGGGGCCGGCAGUAACUGGCUCUCGGGGGUCAACGUGGUGCUGGUCAUGGCUUACGGCAGCCUGGUCUUUGUGCUGCUGUUCAUCUUCGUGAAACGCCAGAUCAUGCGCUUUGCCAUGAAGUCCCGCCGUGGCCCGCACGUGCCUGUGGGGCAGCACGCGCCCAAGGAUUUAAAGGAAGAGAUUGACAUUCGACUGUCAAGGGUGCAGGACAUCAGGUAUGAGCCACGGCUGCUGGCAGAGGAUGACGGCCGGCUCCUGCAGCUGGAGACACCAGGCUGCUAUAACUACCUGUACCGGAUGAAGGCACUGGAUGCAAUCAGGACAUCAGAAAUCCCGUUUCAAGCAGAGGGCCGGUACCCCAAGUCUUUAAUAGGGAAGAACUUCUGUGCCUACCUGCUGGAACUGCGGAACUCCAGCACCUCCUUGAAAGGCAUCCGCAAAGCCUUGAUUGACACCCUGCUGGACGGCUACGAGAGUGCCCGCUAUGGCACUGGGGUCUUUGGGAAAAUGGAAUAUCUGAAGUAUGAGGAAGCUCUGAACGAACUGGCAAACAUAACCAAGGCCCGGGGUGGCAGCAGCCAGCGGCAGCACCAGUCAGCAGUGAAAGACCUCACUCUGUCCCCUGAAAUCUCCAGCCCCACCACCAUCCAGGUCACCUACCUUCCUUCCAGCCAGAAGAGCAAACGUGCCAAACACUUCCUGGAGCUGAAGAGUUUCAAGGACAACUACAACACGCUGGAGAGCACCCUGUGAGCGUGCAGGGGCCUGGUGCAGUGGGUAUGCUGGGCAGGUCUGGGCUUCAGCACUGACAGGAACCAGCUGCUCUCUCAGAUCUCCCCUCACACCACGUUGGAGAUCAUCUCUCGGCAGGGGCUCCCUUCCAACUGCUGGAGUUUGGCCCUCACCAGGAGCCCAUUUUGGAGCUGCUGAGCCCACGGGGAUCAGCCCCACGGCCUUCUCUGCCACAGGCUUAUAACACUCCAGGCUUUGAGUCUUGCACUGUCUUGGACCCUGUGAAUAAACUCAUGAGCUUGAGCUUAUUUAUAAAGACCUGGAUCCCAGCCAGCGCUCCCCUCUACCCGUCCUUCCCUGCGGCAGCUGGCGGGAGCUGUUUGUCCGUCCUGUCCGUGUGGGUCUUGGGUACUGGAGCCACUUGUCUGUUUUUUUCCGAAGGGUGAACACUUCUCCCCAUGAUGUCAUUGUUCCUGCUGUCAGCCCUUUGUGCCCAGCCUGCCUGGAUGGGGUAGAAAUAGUUUGGUGCCUGUUCUAGCACCGUGGCUAAGGUACCGCUUUGGGCUGAGGUUUUACUCGUUCUUCUGCAGCCGGGCAUUUGGGGACAUCUCGAGUGGACAAAGCAGUGUUAAAUGUCCCAUCUGUUCUGCCACGGGGGUGUUUGCUCCCACUCUCACCAGCGCCUCACAUGCCAGCGUGUGCCCAGCUCCUGGGGCUGGAAGCUCGUGGCCCCACCUUGAGUCUGAGUUGUGUCAGGCUGAGGACAGCGCCGGCAGCUCGCCCGUCACUGGCGUGGGCGACACAGAGUGGAGGGUACAGACCUCGGCACUUUUUAAUUACUGUUUAAUAAAAUGACAGUUUAGCUCAA